GAAGGAGCGGCCGCCUGAACAAAUGAACUCUAAAUGAGCUGAAACUUUCCAGAUCCAUUCUAGACAUCCUAAGGAUCAUUUCUUAUGAAGAGUGCCAGAGCUAGUUUUGAGUGGAAGGCCUUCAAACAGUCAGCCCAAUUUCCUGCAGAAGCAAAACUGGAAAACUGGACCCGUAAGGAGUCCAGCAGAGAUUCUGGCCCAAAGGCAUGGAAAUAAAUUCUGAAAUUUUACCAAAAUGAUCUACACUCAUGGUAGAUCAUUUCAUAUGAAGAAGUCACGAGCCAAAUCUGAAGUCCUGUUGGAGAAAUAAUUGAAGGAAUAAAGGGGCAGAAACUGAUCUAAAAACAGCUCAACACCACAUGUUCAAGUUUCCUACCCACAUGAAGAAAGCUAGAUGCUUUUCUCUUUUUCCUUGGAUAUAUUUUUCUGCUCCAAUAGAUCAUCAUCACUUCCAUACUUCUGCACCUUCAUGCCUUGCUUUCAUUUCAUCAUUACUCCAUCUUUUCCAUAUUUUACAAACCACUUUCAUUAUUUUUCUUCCAUUUAUCAUUUCACUCUUCUUUUUCUUCCCUAUAUAAACACCUUCUCCUCUCACUCUAACCACAUUCCUUCAUCCAUUCCAUCUUCUUUGUCUCUCCAUUUCCUUUCCAUUUUCCUUUCCAACAUCCUCUAGGGCAAGCCACGAAGUUCAAGCAAGGCCAAGGAAGAGAAGAACCAAGCCGUGAGCAUCAUCAUCCAUCCUCCACCUUUGAAGCUUGCUUUCGAGUCUCAAAGGAUUCAACGUUAUUCACCCAUCUUCAUCUUCCAUCCACGGUGUGUACCCUCAAUCCCCGGAAUAGAACGAUCCCUACUUGCUUAUACUACUAAUGAUAUUUAUAGGGUUAAAUUAUGCGCUUGCUUUGAGCGUAUCACGAUGGUGAUCCGAAUCGAGGAAUCGAAGAAAAGAGAUGGAAGCUGGGGCAACUGCCAAACCUCGCCACCCCCUGAAUCCGCCCCUGGCGGCGAAAACACUCGACGGCAAGGCCCAGCGGCGAUUCGGACUCCGAUCGACAAGGCCCAUCUCCGAUUCCGAUCGACAAGGACCUGCUCCGAUUCCGAUUCUGAUUCCGAUCGACAAGGCCCAGCCCCGAUUCCGAACCCAACGCCUCCAAUUCCGGUCAGCUUCACGACGGAGGCUCUGAGGUGGUGAGAAAUCGGCGGCGUCGUGGUUCAAGUUUCACGGUUGAACUAUAUAUUGGAAAUCCGAUUGGGUGCCCGGAGCUUUUCUCUGGGUGCCCAUAUCAAUUUCUAGGUUCUUUAAAAAAAAAAAAAAAAAAAAAAAGUUAAAUAAUCUGAUUGCUCCACGUACGCAUAAACCCCUACAAAGUCGGGCCAGCAGAAACAACAACCAACUUCCAUUAAUGGAGGGUGGCUAUGAGCGUUAUAUGCUUCUUCCGGGCCAAAGGUUUUGCCCCAUGGAAGAUGAACUACUCAUGUAUUACCUUAAACCCAAGGUGAAUGGAGAGGAGGUACCCGGAAAAGAAGCCCUUAUUUGCGAGUUGGAUCUUUAUGGUGAGCAAGAACCUUGGAAUAUAUGGGAAAGAUAUGAAGCAAGAAGGGCAAACGACUUGAGAAGGAACAAAGAUCUCUACUUCUUUACCAAAAAGAAGAAGGUGAGUGCAAAAGCCUCGCGUAUAAGCAGAAAAGUUGGGAGUGGUACAUGGAAAGGCCAGGACGCAGCCAAGGAGAUAUAUCUUCUUGAUCAGAAUCAGCAGCCAACAACUACUCUUCUUGGUUUCAAGAAAACCUACACCUACAAGAAUACGAGCUCUGUGCAUCAUGGUCGCUGGAUCAUGUACGAGUUCGAACUUGAUGAGUCGCAACUCCUGCACAAGCAGGAACAAGUAAAUAAGAAUGCAUACUCUCUUUGUUUACUCAGGAAGAACGAUAUACCACCGGAAAAGAAGAAGAGAAAAUUAAGGCAAGAAGAAGAGAAUCAUGAGAUGCUCCAAGCGAAGAAAAAUGUGCCAGCACCAUCAUUAUUGGAUUUCCCUCAGCUAGAAAAAUGGUAUGAUCAACAACAAUUCUUGCUGCCAGCUGAACCUCAACCAAGCGAAGAAAAUUUGGGGCAACAAUGUCAGAUACCAACAUUAUUUUCAGCUAAUGAAAUAAUGAGUGACCAAGAUAAAAAUCAGUUGCAGCAAAUGCCAGCUGAAGAGGGUAUCUUGACACCAGGGGAAGUCGAUCUGUAUGGAGGCAACUUGAGUGAUGUUAUGGUUGGUGCAAACUGGCCCGACUCUUUUAUAGGGGAGCUAGUGAAGGAUGACCAGCCAUAUACCAUGGAAGAGGGUGAAUGGAAUGAUUUUCUUGUUCAGAUUUUGAGCACUUAGCAUUUUAGUUCAUAUUUUUUUCUCUUUUGCGGUCGAUCUCUACCAGAAUUAAUAUAUGUAAUUGUUGACGGGAUUUAGGCUUUAUGCCCCCCUUGUUGUAUCUUCUUCUUCAACUAAUAAUAUGAGUUUGAGGGCCUCACCG
Molecule: messenger RNA, 2511 nt
Organism: Rosa rugosa (rugosa rose)
Lineage: Eukaryota; Viridiplantae; Streptophyta; Magnoliopsida; Rosales; Rosaceae
Product: NAC domain-containing protein 83-like
Exons: 3
Coding region: 1401-2369 (322 amino acids)
Biological process (GO): regulation of DNA-templated transcription
Molecular function (GO): DNA binding
Source: RefSeq, a predicted model, not a curated record